Messenger RNA from Marchantia polymorpha subsp. ruderalis, 4732 nucleotides. The record is from the annotation of a GenBank genome assembly. NCBI's taxonomy places the organism in Eukaryota, Viridiplantae, Streptophyta, Marchantiopsida, Marchantiales, Marchantiaceae.
CUUAUGACUCGGCCCUCGGCCCUCCUCCGCUCUUGAUUGUUUCGUGCGGCGCACUCCAUCGAGUUUCCUCGCUUCUGAGGUGGUCGCGGUCGCAAGUCUCCAAGUCACCCGUCCCUCCCCCAUCCCACCAUCCCCAACUUUUCUUCCCGGCCCCCUGCCCUGCUGCUACUCUACGAGCACCAGUCUGAGCGCCUGGGCGCAGUCGUACCUCAUGUAUGACAAAUUCCGAAACUAGCAGCAGCAGCAGAAAGCGUGCGUCCACCAGUCGCAGCCGCUGCGGGUGCCCCUGGCGUGAUGUAUAUGUCGUCCGUUCCCGGAGAGGCCACCACGCGGGCGGCCCCACACGAGGAGUGGUUCGCUGUCCACGCGUUUCGUGUGACCCCGGGCGGACUAAAGGAAACUGCCCUUCAAGUCGUAUUCCUGUCGAACCCAGUACGCUUUUGUACCUUUACAGAUAAGUCUUUGCCACCUACCCACUUACAAUCUUGAUGCAAUGUUGUGUGUUAGGCAAGUUGUUACGGCAGCGAGUGACUGCGCCUACUUCCCCUCCCCUCAGCUCACGCCCAAUCAGUCCCCCGUGCCCAUGAAAGUAUCUCCGCUCGUUUGUCUAACGUUACACUGCUGUCGACGUUCCCCCUUCUGCUCGCUCGGGUCUCUUGCUCCAUUCUGUUCGGUCCUGCUCCAGCGCAGCUCAGUGCUGCCGGGGGCCAGUCUGACUGGGGCCCCUCCCUGCCUGCCUGCGCUGACGGACUUCUUCUUCCCUUCGCCCUUGUCUACCAGCGUACACACUCGCAACAGUGGGCGCUAAAGCUGACAAUAAGCGUUUACCCUGUUCCCGCCGUACGCGCGAGGCGAGUGGAAAUGGAUAAAAAUCUCUGUCCUGCCUGGUCUGUGCAAUCUUAGUGCCGAACAUGGUUGUACGAGGUCAGAGCUAUCCAUCCAGUUCAGCCGUUGACAGUCCGGGCCUCUGCCAGGCAGCUGGGCAUGUCAAGCGCGAUCCUCCGCUAUCUCGACCCUCCCGGUUCCAGGAAACAUACUAUCUCUGUCUGAACUGAAUCCGUCUCCCGCUGGACUUUCACUUCAUCCCUCACCGAGCCGUGGCCUGAGCUGAACCGAACUGAGCUGAGCUGAUCUGAGCUGCCGUCGCUCACUAUUCUUUCCGCCCUCAAGGUGAAAAUGAGUGGAUCCACUGCCGUAUUUCUUAUCCGUGGAGUCAAUGAUAGCGGGAUUAAAGUGGGCUCGGUGGGGUCGGGGCUCGGGCUCCGUCGUCGGCAUGCUGGGAGAAUGUGAAAAUUCGAAGGGGGUUAAUGCAAAUUGCGGCAGGCAAACGGGCUGAAGAGGAAGCUGUUCUCCAUAUCUGGUGCAGCUGGAACUGGAGACGGACUGACUGACUGACUGACAGGCGAGGCGUACAGAGAGAGAGAGAGAGAGAGAGCGAGGAGAGGGGGGGACGACCCCCUCCCCCCUCCUUCGGACCGAGCGAUGGAUCGUAUCGGGGGCGACGGGGAAAAGUACCGCGCGGGGCUGGCAACGAGAACGUCGUUACGUAAGGGUGUAAUUUGCAGGCUCCCCUCAAGCCGAGCCGGGCCGAGCCGACCCUUAAAGCGGUCUGAAUCAGAUAUCUAGCACAUCGCGAUCGCAUUACCGCAUCACAACCCAACACACACCCCGCACCGCACCGCCAUCCCCCGCGGCAACACGUCCGAUUCACCUUGACCAGCAAUGGAUGAGCUCGCUCACGGCAUUUGGGGUUAUGGGGCCACGAGGGCCAAAUCGGGGCCGAGUGCAAAUGGGCUCGGGGCUUGGGGCUGGGCCUGGGGCUGGGCAUGCAUGAAGAAGAAGAUUCGCGCGCAGGAGUACGGUAGAGUUGGAAGUGGAUCUAUCCGGAGACGAGCGAGCGAAUCUUUGGGUUUGGGCCAAGAGGUCCAGUUCGCCCUCGAGAAAGCGCGUCGCAUUUGCUCGUGUUCACUCUGAGGCGAAAUUGCGGAGUGUGCACUUUGCUGGCUGGCCGGCCAGAGCACAUUGUUGCCAUUGUGGGGAGUUGGGGAGCUGCGCGUGCUCGAGCGUAGCGAAUAUUGGAAGCGAAAGGCGGGAGCGCGGGUCAGGUCAGAUCACGUCAGGCCAGGCCAGUGCAUCGCAGCGCAGCGCAGGUCGGGUCGGGUCAAGCCAAGAAAAAGCGCAGGAUUUUCGUCAUCUGAUCUGAUAUUUUGAGGCGAGCGAGCGAGCGAGCAGGCAGGCACGCAGGCAACAGCGACAACAACUGCUACUUCCUCCUCCUCCUCCUCCUCCCCAGAACCAACACCAACAGCAGCAAGCAGGCAAUCCCUUCAUUGCACCGGCGAGUAUUCGCAGAUCGUACACACGAACUUGCAACGAAUCUAUCAGUGGGCGACGAGCUGGGUCUAUCAUUGCUAAAACGGCAACGGUAUCCACGAGUAAAUAUAGGAGUGCAGUCAUAACGGUGGCUGAGCCACAGGCCCAGCGAGCAAGCAAACCCAUUCUCAGACGACGCAAGCGGCGAGUCCGAAUCACGAACCUCCACCCCAACACAAUCAAGGCCAAUUCCAUGAUGGCCCCAGCCCCAGCCCCAGCCCCUCGCCCUUUCCCCUUCCUUCUCCCACACCUUACCUCUCACUUGCCUCCCUCUCUGAGCUGAUGCUGAGCUAAGCUCUCUUCCGAAGCGAAGCGAUGCGCGAUGCGAUGCGAUGCACGGUCAGAAGCUUUCUUCCUUCCCGGGCCAAUCCGCCGCGUACAUGAUCCACUGGCAGUCGCGCGAAUGCUCUCUACCCCUAGUCCUAUCGUUUUUUGCCACCAUGUGUGUUCCAUUAUGAUUCUUUAUGAUUCCGUUUUCAGGUUUAUUCUCUAACCCGCCCGUCCGGCCCUCCCACCUCCAAUCGAAGCAAGCACUUGUCUCUCAGAUUCCCCCCCACCCCCCAGUCUUCAAUCACUUGUCUCUCAGAUUCGCCUCUACGUAUGUAUCUCGGCGUAUCCCCUCCUCUCUCGCUCUCUCGCUCUCUCUCUUGCCGAAUCCCUCUCACUGCCUUUCUGUCUUCGUCACAAUCAUAUCAACGUUGAAUUCGUUGUCGAAUUUUCGUUUCUCAUCUAUUUACCCACUGUUCUUUCCGGCUGCAUGUGCAUGGCGAGGGAGAGUGACAAACGCGGAGCCUAAUAUAAGGCCCGCUGUAAUUUGCGUACCGAGAAGCCAUAAAUAUGAAAUUACUUGGGAGUGGACUUUGGGGCCUAGCAGAAGUGGGGCUCACUGAACUGGAGUUACUGCCGGGAGUGACCAACGACGACAAGAGCGCAGCCCCCGGUCCCCUUUACGGGCUUGUAGUGAGAGUUCUUGUCUGUGACCGGGUGGUGUUCUUGUACUGGUUACCGUAAAGUGACACUUCUUGCUAUGCUGGUGCUUGCCAUGCGAUGAGGCUUUCGGAGGUUGUCGUUACAAGAACUUGCGACAGGUAGGCUUGGCCACGGUCCGGUCCGGACCGCCGGUUAACCUUCGGGACCGGUUAACCGGUCCCAGAUUUCUCCGGACCGGUUAACCGAAAAAAAUUUCCUCUGGCAGCGAGGUACCCAAUUCGUGAUUGAAUGUGAGAAAAUUCGCGAGAAAUUUUUUUCACAAAUUGGUACAACUCAGCUCGAGUCUCUGAACUUCCAACCGUGAGCUCAUUUGAGUCGCGGCCCAUCUCUUUCCUUCCGCCAUCGAAAAUUUUUGGGUAUUAAGGCCACUCCCCAUCGGCCACGUAGGGGUCCGGACCGAUGGUUAAUCGGUCAACCGUCGGGACCGGUUAAAAAUCGGUUAACCGUAAUCGAUACGGACCAAUCCUGGACCGGUUAAUAUACCGGUUAACCGGUUAAUUUGACCGGAAACCGGUCCACAAAUUUUCCGAACCGUGGCCAAGCCUAGCGACAGGCAGUAGAUGAUGGUUGUUAGAAAUCUGAAAGCACCUGUGUGUCCUCCUGUCCGGCCAUGGCUUUGAAUUUGUACCCAGCCCCUUUUCCAAAUGGCGGGAGGAGAAGGCAGCAGUCUAUGGAAAAGGAUGGAGAGCGUCUCAGAAUGACUCCUCGAUCUAAAGAUCCAUGAUUAGCAGCAAUUGGAGCGGGCAUGGGCAGGAGUCGAUGAGGAUAUGGCAUUAGCGCAGACAGUAUCAAGGAUGAUGCCAGGAAAGAAUGAUGAGAGAGUCUCCUUUCUUGAAAUGUCUCGAAAUAUUCCUGCGCUGCACGGCCUAUUGCAGUCGUGGAUGUGGCGAGGCUAGCUUCCUUUUCUGGGAACUUUAGCUCUAGUCUCAUAUAAAAGCGGGAGAAAUGUCAAGAAUCUUCUAAUCACAAUCAGGCCAAUGAUCAGAUCAGAUGUUGCAUCUACACGUAUCAGAUGCAACGAUAUUCUUCACGCGACGAUGAUGGUGGAAAUGUGACACGUAGAGAUGUGGAUGAUGAAGGUACAAUGGCUUGCGAGAAUUAUCGGAUUUGUGUUCCCUCCGACACUUGCACCAAGAUUCUGAAUCAAGCUGGGAUCACUUCAUACUUAAAAUUGGAGAUCAAGGACUGAACAAUUAAAGUAGCGAUGGGUUGAAAGGAAAUGAAGCUAAUCAAUUAGCAGAUAUAUUAUCUCGUUGACACCGCAGAGAAGGAUGAUGAAUGCAUAAAUUAUAAUACAUUAAUAUCAUUGGUAUGUGCCAAACAGACCAGAAUUGUUAUAUUGAAAGUCCAUUUAGCCAAAGAUGAAAAU